Molecule: messenger RNA, 1536 nt
Organism: Mus musculus (house mouse)
Lineage: Eukaryota; Metazoa; Chordata; Mammalia; Rodentia; Muridae
Gene: H2-Q7
Product: histocompatibility 2, Q region locus 7
Exons: 7
Coding region: 67-1071 (334 amino acids)
Biological process (GO): signal transduction
Cellular component (GO): phagocytic vesicle membrane; lumenal side of endoplasmic reticulum membrane; membrane
Source: RefSeq, marked validated
CGGGAGCGGGUUGUAAAGUCCACGCUGCCCACAGGAGUCAGUCGACCGGAAUCCCCCAGGGGAGCAAUGGCUCUAACAAUGCUGCUCUUGCUGGUGGCGGCCGCCCUGACCCUGAUCGAGACCCGCGCGGGCCAACACUCGCUGCAAUAUUUCCACACCGCUGUGUCCCGGCCCGGCCUCGGGGAGCCCUGGUUCAUCUCUGUCGGCUACGUGGACGACACGCAGUUCGUGCGCUUCGACAGCGAUGCGGAAAAUCCGAGGAUGGAGCCGCGGGCGCGGUGGAUGGAGCAGGAGGGGCCGGAGUAUUGGGAGCGGGAGACACAGAUCGCCAAGGGCCAUGAGCAGAGUUUCCGAGGGAGCCUGAGGACCGCACAGAGCUACUACAACCAGAGCAAGGGCGGCUCUCACACACUCCAGUGGAUGUAUGGCUGUGACAUGGGGUCCGACGGGCGCCUCCUCCGCGGGUACCUGCAGUUCGCCUAUGAAGGCCGCGAUUACAUCGCCCUGAACGAAGACCUGAAAACGUGGACGGCGGUGGACAUGGCGGCACAGAUCACCCGACGCAAGUGGGAGCAGGCUGGUAUUGCAGAGAAAGACCAGGCCUACCUGGAGGGCACGUGCAUGCAGUCGCUCCGCAGAUACCUGCAGCUCGGGAAGGAGACGCUGCUGCGCACAGAUCCCCCAAAGGCACAUGUGACCCAUCACCCCAGGUCUUAUGGUGCUGUCACCCUGAGGUGCUGGGCCCUGGGCUUCUACCCUGCUGACAUCACCCUGACUUGGCAGUUGAAUGGGGAGGAGCUGACCCAGGACAUGGAGCUUGUGGAGACCAGGCCUGCAGGGGAUGGAACCUUCCAGAAGUGGGCAUCUGUGGUGGUGCCUCUUGGGAAGGAGCAGAAUUACACAUGCCAUGUGAACCAUGAGGGGCUGCCUGAGCCCCUUACCCUGAGAUGGGGGAGAUGGGAGCCUCCUCCAUACACUGUCUCCAACAUGGCGACCAUUGCUGUUGUGGUUGACCUUGGAGCUGUGGCCAUCAUUGGAGCUGUGGUGGCUUUUGUGAUGAAUAGGAGGUGAAACACAGGUGGACAAGGAGGGGACUGUGCUCCAGCUCCAGCAUGAAGACAGCUGCCUGGACUGCACUGAGUGACAGACGAUGUGUUCAUGUCUCUCCUGUGACAUCCAGAGCCCUCAGUUCUCUUUAGACAACAGUGUCUCAUGUUCCCUGUGAGCCUAUGGACUCAAUGUGAGGAACUGUGGAGCCCAGCCUGCCCUGCACACCUGGACCCUGUCCCUGCACUGCCCUGUUCCCUUCCACAGCCAACCUUCCUGUUCCAGCCAAACACUGGGUACAUCUACAUCCUGUCAGCUCCAUGCUGCCCCGAGCUCCAGCUCCAUACUUUCACACGAAGAGUAUGUGACCUUGAUUGUUAUCAUCUUGAGCUGAGGGUUGAUUGCUUGUUAAUUUAAUGGUUGAGAAUACUUAGCAUUUUUCUCUUUUUUAAAAAAAUAAAUAAAUGGCAGAUGGAGAACCUUUCAGGA